Molecule: messenger RNA, 991 nt
Organism: Seminavis robusta
Lineage: Eukaryota; Bacillariophyta; Bacillariophyceae; Naviculales; Naviculaceae
Source: the annotation of a GenBank genome assembly
AUACCCAAUACCCCUUCGGAAAAGAUCCAAAGAAGAUACAGACACAUGACACCUUCGAAUCUUUGAAAAUAGCAUUAUUAUUGCUAUGUUGCCUUCACGAUCCAUCAUCCUUCCUAAUCAAGCAAGAAGAAGGAACAAGAGAAAGAAACAAGGAGAACAAGCACUACUGGUACACCAUGACGGUCAACGAAGCAACUCUUCUCAAUGGAGAUGGGCAAAGUAGCACAGCGCAGGCGUCCAUAUUCAUGAUGGAAUCGGCCGAGUUUGUUGCCGCCAAUUGGAAGUCCAUCCUCUGCGUGGGAUUCAGCAACCUGCUAGCGGGCGUUGGGUGCCUGAUGUUUCCCGUGGUUGCCACUCAGUUGGCAGAAAUCUUUUUGACCUCGUUGGUCUUUGCGGCUGGUGUCUUGAACACAUUGACAAUCUGCAGCAAUGAUUCCGCCAACACAACACAGCAGAGUCCUCACUUUUGGGUGGGAGUGGCUCAGAUAUUCUUGGCGGCGCUGAUGUAUACCAAUCCUUUCUUUACGCUGACAGUUUUGACCUUUCUGGUGGCGUUGACAUUUAUGAUGUUGGGAAGCAUCCAAAUCUCGAUUGCGAGGAGGCACAGAGAUCGUGUGGCCGCCCGGGCAUUGAUGAUCAUUUCUGGUGCUAGUGCCAUUAUCAUGAGUUUCAUCAUUUGCCUAUCCAUGCCAACGGCAAGGUGGUUUACCAUUGGGGUCUUGAUGGGGGUCAAUCUCAUCAAUGUUGGAACCAGUAGGAUUGUGUUAGGUCUGUAUGGCAGGAAGUUGGCCUCAGCAGGAGAUGAUGACACGGUCGAGAGCUGGAGAUCCUUGCUGGAUUCGGACAUUGUGUGACCUAAAGAAGAAUUGGAUGGCUCAGCCUGAUUUGGAAUGCAUUUAUCCUACGGUAUGUAUUGAUUACAUCUUGCGGUACCGGUAGAACAUAUAGAAGUAAAUUUAGUAUUUGAUAGGCAAUUGAUUUAAUACAACGC